Cinclus cinclus is the source of this 931-nucleotide messenger RNA. RefSeq names its product Fc epsilon receptor Ig (gene FCER1G). Gene Ontology annotation, biological process: cell surface receptor signaling pathway. Gene Ontology annotation, molecular function: IgE receptor activity. Lineage: Eukaryota; Metazoa; Chordata; Aves; Passeriformes; Cinclidae. The transcript has 5 exons. The coding region runs from base 37 to 273 and encodes 78 amino acids. Gene Ontology annotation, cellular component: Fc-epsilon receptor I complex. The record is from RefSeq and is a predicted model, not a curated record.
ACAGCGAGGAGCCGCUGGCUGCUGGGGCUCGUCCUCAUGGGGGGGCCCGGACCGGCCGCAGGGCUCCUGGCCGAGCCCCAGGUGUGUUACCUGCUGGACGCGGUGCUCUUCCUCUACAGCCUCAUCCUCACCUGCCUCUACUGCCGCCUCCGGUUCGUGGCUUGGAGGAGGCGAGGAGAGGCUGAGAAGCAGAAGGAGGACGAGGGGGUGUACGCAGGUCUGAGCUCCGAGCACCACGAGAUCUACGAGACCCUGCGGGCGGAGCACCCGUGACCCCAAAAUGUCCCCAAAUGUCCCCAAAAUGUCCCCAAAUGUCCCCAAAUGUCCCCAAAUGUCCCAAAAUGUCCCCAAAUCUCCCCAAAUCUCCCCAAAAUGUCCCCAAAUGUCCCAAAAAUGUCCCAAAAAUGUCCUCAAAUGUCCUCAAAUGUCCCCAAAUGUCCCCAAAUGUCCCCAAAUCUCCCCAAAUGACCCAAAAUGUCCCAAAAAUGUCCCCAAAUCUCCCCAAAAUCUCCCCAAAAUGUCCCCAAAUGUCCCAAAAUGUCCCCAAAUGUCCCAAAAAUGUCCUCAAAUGUCCUCAAAUGUCCCCAAAUGUCCCCAAAUGUCCCCAAAUGUCCUCAAAUGUCCCCAAAUGUCCUCAAAUGUCCUCAAAUGUCCCCAAAUGUCCCCAAAUGUCCCCAAAUGUCCCAAAAUGUCCCAAAAUGUCCCAAAAAUGUCCCCAAAUGUCCCCAGUAUGCCCCAGUAUCCCCCAGUAUCCCCCCAGUAUCCCCCAAUAUCCCCCCAGUAUCCCCCCAGUAUCCCCCCAGUAUCCCCCAGUAUCCCCCAGUAUCCCCCAAUAUCCCCCCAAUAUCCCUCCUGUAUCCCCCCAGUAUCCCCCAGUAUCCCCCCAGUAUCCCCCAGUAUCCCCCAAUAUCCCUCCUGUAUCCCCCCAGUA